AUGACUUCGUAUUCAAGCACUCCCAAGACAACUGUUUCAAACCAUUUUUAGAAACAAAUGAGUUAGCUGUUAAGCUCAAACAUUACUAUUGAUGUGAAAGAGUUUUAGAAGAUGUAUAACAAUUUAUAUGGAAUUACUAGACCUGUAAAUUUAACAUCAUCAGAAACUACUGAAAAGAUACUAGCUAACUCUUCUAUUCCUUAUGAUCCACCAUAAAAUAUUCAUAAAGCUUAAUUUUAUAGAUAGCUAGCUUUAGAUAAAAUUGAUAACAAAAAGAUUGUAGAGAAAGCUGAUAAAGAAUCUAAAAAGGAGGUUGAAAAUGCAAUAAAGAGAUUGUAGAAUAAGAAAUUGAAGAAGUAAAUAUAGGAAGGAUAAAAAAAAAACCUUGAGAAAAAGAUCAAAAUGCUUGACGAUAAUGUCCAAUAUAUAGUUGAUCUCUAUAAAACUAUCAAUGACGCUAGAGAAAAAUUGGAUGAAGAAGCACGUAAAAAUUAAUAAAGACUAAAAAAUUUGCGUAAAGAAUCAUAGGAAAAUAUUAAAAAGAUUCGUGAAGACAUAAUUCUUUAAAAAAUUUAAGAGAAAAGAAAGUUACAAAGCAUUUCUUAAGUAAAUAUUAUGGAAAUAAGGAGAAGAAAUGAAUAGGAGCAGGAGUAAAAUAUGAAAAGGCGCUUAGAAAUGUUAAAUAGGAAGAAACAAUCUUAAAAUAAACUCGUUCAAUAUCACAAAUCUAAAAUAUAAAAUAUAAAAGAUUAAUCUGUAGUUGAUAUCAAAUAGCAAGAAGAGACUGAAGAAAAACUUUUAGAAGCCUAAAAAAUUCUACGAAAAAUUGUAGAAGAAGAAGAAAAGCUUACAAAUGAUAUGAGAUUCAAUGAAGAAGAAAAGUAUCGUAUGAAAUCUGAAUUAGGAUUAGUUUUACCUAAUUAAAAGCAUCAUGCUUCACAUUAUGAUUCACAAGGCUUCCAAACUCCUAAUAAUCUUUCUAUAGCAAAUUAAAACUAGCAUGCAUAAUCUAAUAGAGAAAAAGUAAGCAACAAUACUUUUCUUACUAGUUUGUGA
This is a messenger RNA of Tetrahymena thermophila SB210, 1056 nucleotides long. RefSeq lists its product as hypothetical. The record is from RefSeq and is a predicted model, not a curated record. The transcript has 2 exons. Lineage: Eukaryota; Ciliophora; Oligohymenophorea; Hymenostomatida; Tetrahymenidae.